AUGAGCGUGAAUUUUAUGUCUUGGAUCCUCGCCAUUUAUCUACUUGUAAUUCAUUGUUCCUAUGGAGGCCGAGCCAGGGAAUUGGCUGGAAAAGAUAACAAAUUGUUGGAAAUUGCACAUGAAGAUCUAGGCGAUAAUGAUGAUAUUGGAAAACACAUUGAUCAUCAUGAACAUGAACACUCACAUGCUCAUUUCACGACUCAUAUGGACCAUAUAGACCCUUCACUAUUUGUGUUCUUCACUUUGAAAGAUUUAAAGGUAGGGAAAAGAAUGCCCAUUCAUUUUCCCAAGAGAGACCCAGCAAAUUCCCCAAAGUUGUGGCCAAGAGAAGAAGCUGAUUCUGUUCCUUUCUCAUCAAACCAACUACCAUACCUUCUCAAACUCUUCUCCUUCUCUCCAGACUCUCCCCAAGCCAAGGCCAUGGAAAACACACUAAGGGAAUGUGAGACCAAACCCAUCAAAGGAGAGGUCAAGUUCUGCGCCACCUCUUUAGAAUCCAUGCUUGACUUUACCCAUAACAUACUUGGGUUGACCUCUGAUCUCCAAGUUUUUGCCACUUUGCACCAAACCAAGUCAAGUGUCACUUUCCAAAAUUACACCUUCUUAGAAACCCUCAUGGAAAUUCCAGCUCCCAAGAUGGUGGCUUGUCACACUAUGCCUUACCCUUAUGCUGUUUUUUACUGUCAUAGCCAAGAAAGUGGGAAUAGGGUAUACAGGGUUUCACUAGCUGGUGAUAAUGGAGAUAGGGUGGAAGCAAUGGUGGUUUGUCACUUAGAUACCUCCCAAUGGGCACCCAAUCAUGUUUCGUUUCAAGUGCUUCGGAUCACUCCGGGAAGCUCCUCUGUGUGCCACUUCUUCCCAGCGGAUCAUCUCAUAUGGGUCCCCAAAGUACCAUCCUACGGUUCUUCAAGCGUGUGA
Messenger RNA from Abrus precatorius (Indian licorice), 918 nucleotides. Its product is annotated as BURP domain-containing protein BNM2A-like. The transcript is spliced from 3 exons. The record is from RefSeq and is a predicted model, not a curated record. Bases 1 to 918 code for a protein of 305 amino acids. Lineage: Eukaryota; Viridiplantae; Streptophyta; Magnoliopsida; Fabales; Fabaceae.